AUGGUUCAGCCCUUGUUCAUCGCCCAAGAGGCCUUGUGCUUUUACCCCAUCAGCACGAUAUAUGACUCAUGUCCUCGCUACUUAUUCUAUGCCCUUCUUCUGGCAAGCUGUCUCACACGAUGGACAGGAUGGCUGGCAGACGUGUUUCUGGGAGCCGCCGCGACAUAUGCCGGCACAGCAGCAAUUGAAGCAUUUAUUUUGGUGUCAAGUGAUCGCAUAGCGCAAGAGCCCACCCUUGUAUAUAUCCCAUAUGUUGCGGAGAACAGUACACUGUGGAGCAGUUUCCCACAGCUCAUCACACAGACAGACCAGAUCAUCCUGCAACCCAGUGCACUCGAAUUGGAUGGUGAUGCGGUCAUGGCGAUAGUCAUCACUGGCUAUCUCGUCUUUCUCCCAUUGCAAUGCUGGUCCCGUGUGUUGACUCAGGAACGGGCUCGAAUCCUCCUGUUCUAUCUCUGGAAUAUUCUCAUGCUUGCUGGGUCCAUCUGCGCUCUUGUAAACGCCGCGAAAAGUCGCGAAAUCCCGACCCAGUACAUGUUCUGCUACCCCGAUGUCCCGCCAUACCAGUCAACAUCAAACGAUGGGUGGGAAAGUUCCUGGAGAACCUCAACGUGGAACAGCAGUAUAUGGGAGACAUUCUCAAAUAUCACUAAGUGGGGCGAGAUCGGUGAUAUCUGCUACAACCCUUGCUUCAACACGAGCCAGAUUCUCCGACAAGCGACCACGUUGGAAUCAUGGGUCACAGAGAGGCGAUCUGAAGCUUCGCACGGAAAUCGCUUCUGGGAUAGACUCAUCUAUUCGAAUCGAUACAUAUACAGUCUCAUCAUCCUGUGUUUCAUUCUCAAUAUUGUUCUUUUGACAUUCAAGUUUCUGCCUUACAAGUCAAGGAUUCCAUCUGCUCAAAUUGUGAUAAUUUGGAGGGCCAGGAAGGAGAUAUGGAGAAGCUUCAAAGAUGAGUUCAAAGAUUCACUUUCGACACCAAGAAAAGGACUCGAAGCAAAAGAAACAUACAACACGAAACGCUCGAGGUCUUGCUGGAGUCGCAUUCGACCUGUCUUCACUGUUCGCUUUCUCAAGGCAUUCCUUCGCAUAAUAGCGGAUUUGGGCAUACUGUUUGGCCUUCUAUUUAGUAUGAUUAUCAGCCCACUAACAAUCAUUGGCUUCGUGGCAUAUAUCGAAUGGUGGAUCCACAACGAUGGCCCGUCGCAGGAAAACCCGCAACAGGUCGGCCAAUGGUCAUAUUUAGUCUCUAUAGGACUACUGGUCACAUCUGCGGGUAUUCUCACGCUAAAGUAUCGACUUGCCUCGGCAAAGGAGCUGGAUACUGAGAUAGAAACGCUGAGAGCACACCUCGAGAAGUUGGAGAAGAGAAGGGAUCCUCGAAUUGAGACACAGGCAACCUCAUCAACCGUAGGGGAUAAUUGA
Molecule: messenger RNA, 1425 nt
Organism: Penicillium pulvis
Lineage: Eukaryota; Fungi; Ascomycota; Eurotiomycetes; Eurotiales; Aspergillaceae
Exons: 1
Coding region: 1-1425 (474 amino acids)
Source: RefSeq, a predicted model, not a curated record